Molecule: messenger RNA, 1653 nt
Organism: Nyctereutes procyonoides (raccoon dog)
Lineage: Eukaryota; Metazoa; Chordata; Mammalia; Carnivora; Canidae
Gene: LRIT2
Product: leucine rich repeat, Ig-like and transmembrane domains 2
Exons: 3
Coding region: 1-1653 (550 amino acids)
Molecular function (GO): protein binding
Source: RefSeq, a predicted model, not a curated record
AUGGCUUCAGUUUCUCACUAUUUCCUGCUAGUCCUGGUCUUUCUGGAUUCAAAUGCCGCUCAGCCAUCCUGUCAGCCAGGAUGUACCUGCUCAGAGGACAGUUUCGGCAGGACUCUGCAGUGUAUGUCUAUCUCUUUGGGAAAGAUCCCAAGGAACCUUCUUGAAGAGUUAAAGUGGUUGAGGAUUGAAAAUUCGCCCUUAUAUGAACUACCUCGAGGGUCCUUCAUCAACAUGAGCACUUUGGAACACCUUUGGCUUAAUUUUAACAACAUCACUGUGAUACACCUGGGAGCCCUGGAGCACCUGUCAGAACUAAAAGAGCUGAGACUGGAGGGGAACAAGCUCCGCUCAGUACCAUGGACAGCAUUCCAAGCCACCCCUCUCCUGAGGGUGUUGGAUCUCAAGCACAACAGGAUUGAUGCGCUUCCCGAGCUAGCGCUUCAGUUCUUGGUCAACCUGACCUACCUUGACCUAUCCUCCAAUAGGCUUACGGUUGUGUCCAAGAGUGUCUUCUUGAACUGGCUGGCCUACUGGAAACAACGGCAGCCUGGCUGUGGAGCCAAGACUGUCCCCAUCCUCGUGCUGGCACUGCACAACAAUCCCUGGCUAUGUGACUGUCGCCUGAGGGGAUUUGUCCAAUUUGUGAAUUCCAUCAGCAUCCCAGUCAUCCUGGUGAAUUCCUACCUGAUGUGCCAACACCCUCUCUCCAAGGCUGGGCAGCUUUUUCAUGAAACUGAGCUCAGUGCUUGCAGGAAGCCACAGAUCUCUACCCCCAGUGCCAGUGUCACCGUCCAGAUGGGACAUAAUGUGACCCUGAGAUGCCUGGCACAGGCCAGCCCUUCACCAACCAUUGCAUGGACUUAUCCCCUGAGCAUGUGGAGGGAAUUUGAUGUGUUGACUUCGUCAGCUGCAGAAGACACCGCCCUGUCCGAACUGGUCAUACCUGCAGCCCACCUGGUGGACAGAGGCAAUUACACCUGUGUGGCCUCCAACUCUAUGGGCCGGAGCGCGCUGGUCAUCGCCCUCCACGUGCAGCCCGCCCAGACCCCAGCCACUGCCCGCGCCCCUCCUUUGCCCUCGGAGGGUGAGGCCUACAUCGACCUGCGGGUGGUCAGACAGACGGUGCGCGGGAUUUUGCUGGAGUGGUUUGUGGUGGCUGACGGCCCCCGGGACCCGUGGUUCACCCUCUACAUCGCGUCCGAUGCAACGCUCAGGCCCGAGGUGGUGCACAUCGGCCCCGGGGUGAACACGUACGGGCUGGAGGACCUGCGGCCCAGCACGAAGUACGAGGCGUGCCUCAGCCUGGAGGGCCGGCCCGCCCGCAGGGGCCGCUGUGUGGUCUUCGUGACGGGCCGGGCGCAGGGCGAGCUGGCCGCGCGGGAGCGCCUCCUGCACGUGGCCGUGGUGCUGAGCGCCGUGCUGCUCACCCUGCCCGUGGGCGCCUACGUGUGGGCCGCCCAGGCUCGCUGCCGCUGCCCGCCCGGGGGACUGCGCUGCUGUCCCCGGCGCAGAAGGGGCCCCCGCUGUCCUAGGGCGGUGCCCCAGCUCAGGGACUGCUCCUACGUGGGCCACAGAACCCCCCGUGGGGAUGGCCCGGGCCGCAGAGACACUGAGGGUGAGGCGCACAGAGGCGGAGAGCAGGACUGGGCCUGA